Cynara cardunculus var. scolymus (artichoke) is the source of this 2439-nucleotide messenger RNA. RefSeq names its product MACPF domain-containing protein At4g24290. Gene Ontology annotation, cellular component: plasma membrane. The transcript is spliced from 7 exons. NCBI's taxonomy places the organism in Eukaryota, Viridiplantae, Streptophyta, Magnoliopsida, Asterales, Asteraceae. The record is from RefSeq and is a predicted model, not a curated record. Bases 348 to 2186 code for a protein of 612 amino acids. Gene Ontology annotation, biological process: regulation of salicylic acid mediated signaling pathway; plant-type hypersensitive response.
AAUUCUAGUCAACCCAACCCUCCACUUUUUUGUUAGCAUCCCCCCAAAACCCCCAACUCACUCCAUAGAUCUCACACCCAGCUCCACCAUCUAGGGUUCUUAAUGUUCGAAAUGAAAUCUUGCAGUUGACGGGGAUCUAUUGAUGUUCGAGCUUGAAUCUUGCAUGAUACCCCACAAAAUUUUUGGAAGUUUUCACAGAAGAAGCAAUCGUCGCCAGCACUUUGAUUUUUGUGGAGUUUAAAGUGUAGCUAACUGGGGCUGAAGUGGGUUGACAACACUGCUUGAUAAACUGGGUAAGAUGCAUUUGUCGAAUUGAUUGGUAUUUGUUUGGUGGAUUUCAAGCUACAAUGGCGCUCAAGCUUCCAGCUGCUGAAGCUGCAAAUGUUGCGAUUCAAUCGAUUGGAUGUGGUUACGAUAUCUCGUUAGAUCUGAGGCUCAAGUAUCGCAAAGGUGAUUAUUUUUCAAACGAUGGUAAUAAUCGAAAUCGAAAUUGCCGUUUGAUCGAAAUUGACGAGGCUGAAGGUCGAGACAUUGUGCUUCCUGGUGGACUUCUAAUCCCUAACGUUUCCAAAUCCAUCAAAUGUGAUAAAGGCGAGCGUACUCGAUUUCGGUCUGAUGUUCUUUCUUUCCAGCAGAUGUCGGAGCAAUUCAACCAGGAAAUAUCAUUAACAGGAAAAAUUCCUUCAGGCCUCUUUAAUACCAUGUUUGAAUUUUCUGGUAGUUGGCAGAAAGAUGCAUCCAACACUAAAACCCUUGCCUUUGAUGGUGUUUUCAUCUCGUUGUACACUGUUGCAUUAGAAAAAUCUCAGAUGGUACUAUGUGAUCAUGUGAAGAAAGCUGUUCCAUCUUCAUGGGAGCCUGUUUCAUUAGCAAGGUUUAUUGAAAAAUUUGGCACCCAUAUAAUCGUCGGUGUAAAGAUGGGCGGAAAAGAUGUGAUAUAUAUGAAACAGCAGCAUGUAUCAUCCCUCCACCCUGCUGAUGUACAGAAAAAGUUGAAGGCAAUGGCUGACAAGAGAUUUUUGGGCUCUGAUGGAGAAUACAUUGAUUCUGAACACAUGCCUCAAAAUGACAAGUAUGAUGUCAGAGAGCAGCGGCUAAGGUUUGCAGAUACCGACCCCUCAAGCUCUUAUUCAUAUAAGGAGGAUCUUGUAAGCAUUUGCAAAAGGAGAGGUGGGAGCGAUGAUAGGAACCUAAAGCACGACGAGUGGUUGCAUAGCGUACAGUUAGAACCCGACGUGAUCACAAUGUCCUUCAUUCCAAUAACCUCAUUGCUGAAUGGUGUUUCGGGAAGCGGAUACUUGAGUCAUGCCAUAAAUCUCUAUUUACGCUAUAAACCACCGAUCGAAGAACUCCAUCAGUUUUUGGAAUUCCAGCUACCAAGACAAUGGGCCCCUGUGUUCAGUGACCUGCCGCUUGGUCCACAGCGUAAGCAGCAAAGUACGUCAUCUUUACAGUUCAGCUUUUUCGGGCCCAAGCUCUACGUCAACACCAAUCCGGUUGAUGUGGGUAAGAGGCCUGUGACCGGUCUUAGGCUUUAUCUAGAAGGUAAAAGAAGCAAUCGGUUAGCAAUCCACCUGCAACACCUCUCCUCUCUCCCAAAUGUCUUCCAGUUAGAAGACGAUGUUAAUGGAAACUUCAACGAGGAGUCUUACGACCGUAGAUACUAUGAGAAAGUUCAAUGGAAACACUUCUCCCAUGUCUGCACUGCUCCAGUCGAGUCCGAAGACGAAUUGUCGAUCGUAACCGGGGCCCGAUUACAAGUCGGAGAUCACGGGUUCAAGAAGGUCCUCUUCUUACGACUCCGCUUCUCAACCGUACUCGGUGCAGCUGCAAUCAAGAAUCCCGAGUGGGACGGCUCUCCCGGAUUAGCCCGGAAAUCGGGACUUAUAUCGACUCUUAUAAGCCACCAUUUCACAGCAGUCCUGAAGCCACAACCGCAGCCAGCCGAGGUCAACAUAAACUCGGCUAUUUACCCAGGCGGGCCACCCGCUCCUGUUCAAGCACCCAAGUUACUGAAGUUUGUGGACACAACAGAGAUGACGCGGGGCCCACAAGAAACGCCCGGGUAUUGGGUUGUCUCAGGGGCUAGACUGGUUGUGGACAAGGGUAAAAUCUCGCUCCGAGUCAAAUACUCACUGCUAACUGUAAUAUUACCCGAUGAAGAAGAGACAGAUGAAGCGUUUUAGACCGUUGAUCUGAAUUUCUGGAUUAGAUGAUAUUUGGUAGCUCGUUUUGAACCCGUGUUUCGAGAUGCCACAGUAAUAUAAUGUUUUGUUUCGUAAUGACGGUAACGGUCUUAUUUUCGAUUUUAGUUGAUGUGGUCAUUGAUGUGUAAAGAAAAGAACACACACUGUUUUUAGGGGUUGGUUUUAUGAGUUAAGUUAUACGUAUUCAUGGUUCUCCACAGCAGAAAAUUUGGGUGAAUGCACAUUUGCAUCA